AUGACAUUAGCAACAUCGAAAACCACGCUGCUGCUCGUAUGCCUAGCGGUAGCGCUCAGCACACCCGCGACCGGAGCUGCAACCCACCACUUAGGUGCGGCAAGGAAGCUGCUGGAUGGCGUCAGCCUCAAGAAAUUUGACAGCCUGAUCAGCCUCAAGCGCCUGGACGGCAACGACAUUACCCCGGCCUCGCUCUACAGCUCCCUGCGCGACACCUUCAACGGCUACUUCCUGGAGCCUGAGGCAGAGGAUGCUGAGAGCCCCGCAGGAGCUGUGGAGAUGCCAGAGGCAGGCGCGCCAGAGGCGGCCGAGGACAUGAGAAGGAGUGACCUGGAAAUCUUUAUGCUGACCAGCCGCCCCGAGCGCAGCCGCCGGCUGCACCAGGCCGCCGCCGCCAAAAAGGCCCCAGCCGCCCCGGUCGCCAAGCCGGCCGCCGCAGCCGCCGCCAGGUCCUCGGCCGCUCCAGUGGUCGUCGACAUGACCACCUCGCCAAUGCAAAAGUUCAUGCUCUCCAGCCGGCCGGCGAGCAACCGUGCGAAGAUCGAGGGCCCGGCCGACGAGGGCGGCGCCCCGGUGUUUGACGGCAGCGGCAAGCAGGUGUCCGGAGGCCGCAAGCUGAGCCAGGCUGCUGCCAUCGGGAGCAGCCGCGUGUCGCUGACACCGCAGGCCACCAAGGCCAUGAAUAGUGCGCCGGCGCGCGUCCCCGGCCGCGUCAGCAUUGACAACUCCGGCAACGCCGCCGCCGCCGGCAGGCCAAUGACGCAGCCCCUCAGCGGCCGCAAGCUCGCCCAGACCAAGUCGGCCGCCCCUUCCGCCGUCAAAUCGGCGGCUCCGGCGAAGCCAGCGCAGCAGGGAGCCGCGGCGCAGUUCCUGGCCUCGAGGACGACUGCCCCAAAAGUGGUGGACAUGAGCAACUCGCAGCUGCAGAAGACCCUGCUCGCCCCGCCCAACGCAAACGGCCAGCGCGCUAAGAUCGAGGGGCCGGCCGACGAGGGCGGCGCUCCGGUCUUUGACGGCAGCGGCAAGCAGGUGUCCGGCGGACGUAAACUCAGCCAGGCAACGACCACCAAGAAGACCAACGCAGCGGCCGCUCUCCCCAAGCAGGGCACAGUGAAGGUGGACCAAAGCGCGUCCGCGGUGCAGAAGACGCUGCUCGCUCCGCCCAAUGCUAACGGGCAGCGCGCCAAGAUUGAGGGCCCGUCCAACACCGCAGAGGCCGUCGGCAACGCGCCUGUCUUUGACGGCAGCGGCAGGCUUGUGUCCGGCAAUGGCCGCUAA
Messenger RNA from Coccomyxa subellipsoidea C-169, 1278 nucleotides. RefSeq lists its product as hypothetical. The transcript has 4 exons. The record is from RefSeq and is a predicted model, not a curated record. NCBI's taxonomy places the organism in Eukaryota, Viridiplantae, Chlorophyta, Trebouxiophyceae, Coccomyxaceae. The coding region runs from base 1 to 1278 and encodes 425 amino acids.